Messenger RNA from Dreissena polymorpha, 2994 nucleotides. Its product is annotated as titin-like. The record is from RefSeq and is a predicted model, not a curated record. The coding region runs from base 838 to 2304 and encodes 488 amino acids. Gene Ontology annotation, molecular function: protein binding. Lineage: Eukaryota; Metazoa; Mollusca; Bivalvia; Myida; Dreissenidae. The transcript is spliced from 13 exons.
GUUUGAGAUAAAAAUUAAUUCAAAUAAAUUUAACAUGGCCGUCUUGUUUAAAACAAGGCUGAUCGUAUUAUUAUUGUGUUUUGGAUUCUGCUAUCAAUUACAUGGAAAUGACGAGUGCACAGAGAUGGAAGCUCAUGAAGGCGACACUGUCACACUUAGAUGCAACGCGACGAGAACAAUUGACAUCAUCCAAUUCGUGUGGGAGAUGCCAAUCAAAGACUAUAGAAUAGGUCAAAACAUCACUAUCAACGAUUUAACUAAAGCUGACAGUGGACAGUACACCUGCUUAACACAACAUCCGAGUGGUUCAAAGAGGCCGGUGAACGUCAUAUGCUUGAAUGUCUAUGGUCCGAAGGCAAAGAUAGUGUGGGUUAAUGUUACAACGCAUUCCCUUCAAGACGGACAAAACUUCUCAAUGGAAUUUGCAGUGGAUGGAAAGCCAGAUCCAAUAACUCAACUUACAAACAUACAGACUAAUACAAUAGUGGCCAACUUCACGGGGCGUGGAACAUACACAAUAACAAUAAACGACAUAUCUUGUAAAGAAGGGGGCAAGUAUAAUCUGUCUACAUCAAACGCUGUUGGAAAGGAUUUCAAUGUGAUAUCGAUCAACGUUACAGGUCCUGCUAGACCCAAUCCAGCUUUUCCUGGUUCACAUACACACACUCCUCGGAUUGGACAAAAUGUUUCCUUGGAGCCCAUGUCCUUGGCUGCCCUGAACCUACAUACACAUGGUCUCACAAUGAUAAAAACGUGACACAUACAGAUAUCCCUUUGUUAACCUCAGUGGUAAUACAAGUUAAAUCUUAUGACGACUUUGGAGAGUACAUUCUUGAAAUGGACAACCAAUACGGCAAAAUCUGCGAAGUAUUCAAUUUGUUGGCCCAGGGACCUCCGGACACACCGAGUGGUUUCAAGGUCUCUAAUGUAACAAAAUCAACCGCCACUCUAAAUUGGAUAACGGGAUACGACAACCAUCGGGCACAGACCUUCAUUAUAUAUCAACACUUUGAAUCAAAUAGCGCAGUCUUUCACGAACAAAAUGAUUCAUCUGACGGUCAUGGCAACAUAAAAGUUGAAUAUGCUAUCAACGAGUUGACUGAAGAUAUGAUCUACAAUUUGACCAUCGUGUCAAAAAAUGUAAAUGGAACGUCCCCACCAUCGGACGUUCUUGUUUUUACUCCUUACGGAAAGCCAAGAAUUGAUCCAAACGAGGAAGUGAAGCUCAUCAUACAAAAACGACUGUAUGAUCCGGUAUCUCUCGAAAUGCACUCAAUAGGGUACCCGCCUCCCUCUUAUGCGUGGGUGCACGAAAGUCAGAAACUUACCAGCUCCGAUCAAACGUAUUCAAGUGAGGUCACCAUUAAGUCCAUGACAGUUAGAGACUAUGGCAACUACACACUAAACAUGACCAACGAAGCUGGAACAAGCAUAUAUACUUUCUUCGUUGCUUCAUACGGACCUCCUGAAAGUCCAAAGAAUUUCGUAGUUUUUGACAUCGGCGGGAAAAAUGUGACGUUGUCCUGGGUGACGGGCUAUGAUUACAACUACACACAGACCUUCGUCAUUAGUAGAAUAGCUGAUGGUGAAAUAGAACUUUUCAGGUCGUAUCCUGAUAAGUCUGGGGGUCAAGGAAACACAACCGUCACACAAACUAUCGAUGAUUUGGACGAGGGGACGGAAUACAAUCUUACCAUUUUUUCGCAAAACAAAAACGGCGGCAGCUCUCCCGUCAACAGCUACCUGCAAUUCAUUACAUUUGAAAUUCCGAAAAUGGAGCCAAAAAGUCCAACGAAACUGAAAUUUACACCAAGAACAAAAGAGACAAUACAUCUGGUUAUGCAUGCUGUUGGAAAUCCUUCGCCCAUAUUUAUUUGGGAACACAAGGGAGUCCGAUUAAACAGCUCGGAUGAAAACUUUACCAGUACGGUUACAAUUUUCGACAUAAGGGCAGAGGAUUUUGGAAACUAUACUCUGACAAUGAGCAAUAAAGUGGGUAGAAGCGUCUACACGUAUGUUUUAGAGGCAGACGAACCAACUAUGACGGGCUCCUUUCCUAUCAACAUACGUAUUACGAUCACCGUCUGUGUGUGUUCAGGUGUCAUCAUAUCGAUGUUUACAGUACUGAUAUACAGGAAGCGGAAACGAUCAAAUGCACAAGUCGCAUAUCUGAGAUCUGGUGAAGUAGGUGGUCGUACAAAUAGAACAGUUCCAAAUAAUGAUUCCAUGCACGAGAGGUACGUAUACUGUUGUGAACUCAUGAAAUUAAUACCGAUUUACAUGAAAAAAAUACAUGUUGAAUAGGUGUGUGUAUUGUUAUUUAUAAGUACAAUUGCUUGCAACUGAUGGUAUUUGGGAUAAACACUCAUUGAGUUCAAACCAUACCAUUCUACCUGUGUUUAUUUUUAAGUGCACUAGAUGUGUGCAAAUGUUAACUAGCUAUUUAGUAAAUUAUAAUGACUGACAAAACAAGCUCUAGACAAUAUUAUUUAAUUUGUAUGACAUUAAAUAGUACAAUCAUGGAAUACUAUGCCAUGCAGUAUGAUUCCUAACGAUAUAUUGAUCUUGUUCAAUCGAUUAAGUUCAUGUUAUAGUAAUAAAAAUAGAUUUUAGACACACACACAUUCUCAAGCAUUCCUGAUAUGUUCGCCUCGAACGAAAUUUUGCUUUUAAGUAACAUAAUGAAAAUGUAGUUUCAUUACAAAAACAAACGUUGACAAACUGUGAAAGUUUGAAAUUUUGAAAAUUAUUAUCUCUACUGGCAAACGAAACUAAGUAUUGAAAGUAUAAUAAUGAAUCAUUUCCAAACUGUGAAAUUUCAUGUUUAAAUGAACCUCUGAAACUUAUCACAUCUAUGAAGUUUUUACCUUAGACUAUGUGUGAGAGUGGGGUUGUUUGACUAGACGCUUAAAAUACGAUUUGCGAAUUUGUUUAUUCAAUUAAAGGGACCUUUUCACAGAUUUUUUUUGGCAUGUAUUGAAGCUUGUCAUUAAA